Malania oleifera is the source of this 1307-nucleotide messenger RNA. RefSeq lists its product as uncharacterized. The transcript has 2 exons. Bases 437 to 1084 code for a protein of 215 amino acids. Gene Ontology annotation, molecular function: zinc ion binding. The record is from RefSeq and is a predicted model, not a curated record. Lineage: Eukaryota; Viridiplantae; Streptophyta; Magnoliopsida; Santalales; Ximeniaceae.
GGAUGAGAAAGAAUUAUGAGACGUAGUAAAUUAGUUUUACAAUAUAAUCUCUCGGCGCGGCCACUCCCCUCUUCCUCUUCCCCUGGGAAAAAGCCGAGUGCUUUCGUUAUUUUCUCCUCUGGCUGCACUCCACCUCAACUGUAGCUUUCUUCCGUUUUCCUUUUUCACCUCUACUGUAAAACUGACAUACACACUCAGAGAGAGAGACAAAGAGAGAGACCUCCCACUGCAUUACGACCAUACACUGAGUCAAAUUUUCAUUCUUCUUCUUCUUCUUCUUCUUCUUCUUCUUCUUCUUCUCUAGUUCUUGUCUUUUGGACGAGGGAAGAAGAAAGAACGAAGAAAAUGGGUGGACCCCGUUAGACAUAGCUAUAUAUUUGACGCCUUUCAUGCUUUGGCUGCUGCUCCCUGGCUUUUCAGCUUCUGGGAUUCGCAAAUGUUGCAGAAUACCCAAAACCAAAUGGAUAUAGAAGCAAGAGGGGACCGCCGUCGGCGUCGGCCUCGCCGUUCCCGACCCCGUCGUCCUCCUCCCCCUGUGGCCGAGGAGACCCGCUACUUCUCCGAUUCUGAAGACCAGUCGUGGCACUCUCCGCCAAAUUCCAUCCCUGGCGACGAAUGCACGUUGUCCGAAGCAUCAGUUUUUUCGGACCGUUCGUCGGAGGUGGAUUUGGAGGUUGGUGCUUCAGAAUUAAAGGUGUGUUUGGCUGAGGUGGAGAGAGAUUGUAGAAUUUGCAAACUGAGCUUGGAGGGCUCUGCGCAAGAAUCAGGGGAUCCAAUUGUGCUGGGUUGUUCUUGUAAGGGUGAUUUGGGUACUGCCCACAAGCAGUGUGCCGAGACUUGGUUCAAGACCAAGGGCAAUACAACAUGUGAAAUCUGUGGAGGAACUGCUGUAAAUGUGGCUGGUGAGCAGAUAACUGAGGCAAACAAUGUUACUUCAGAAUCCGUGGCAAUACCAGCAGAACCUGCUAACCCUACAGAAGCCCAUAGUUUCUGGCAUGGCCGCCGCAUUAUGAAUUUCCUGCUGGCCUGCAUGGUCUUUGCUUUUAUCAUUUCUUGGCUGUUUCACUUCCAUGUAUUCUCAUGAGUUGCUGGAAAAAAAGGUGCAGCUUUUUCAUUCACUAUGAUGCGGGUUAUCAGGAAUGAGUGCUUCUAUUCUCCUUGUUUGCUUUCAUAUCUUGUUCCAACCCUUUCCCAGGGUCCCUGCUUUUCUCAAUCAAAUUUAGUGUUGUACUAGCAGAAUCCAUGUAAUGCAGUAUUUAACACAAAUGAAGGAGAAAAGAAAGAAAUUACUUUUGUGCGCGUACAAA